Molecule: messenger RNA, 1189 nt
Organism: Hypoxylon trugodes
Lineage: Eukaryota; Fungi; Ascomycota; Sordariomycetes; Xylariales; Hypoxylaceae
Product: mitochondrial glycoprotein
Exons: 2
Coding region: 113-1003 (296 amino acids)
Biological process (GO): cytosolic ribosome assembly
Cellular component (GO): mitochondrial matrix
Source: RefSeq, a predicted model, not a curated record
CAAAUUUUAUUCACCACCAAGCUACCCCUCCAUUAACAUCAAUCAAUCCGAUCUCCUCCCUCUUCCCAGUAGUCAGUAUCCUUGAAGAGUAUAUCAUACAAGUCAAUCCAACAUGAUGAUGUCCCUACGAGCCGCGGCGCGCUCAGCACCCCGCACACUCUCCCGUCUAAGCUCAACCGCCGUUCGUCAAUCCAGAGUAGCUCAACCAAGCUCCCUAUUGAAGUCAUCAUGGACACCCCUCCGAUCGCCACAACUCGCCUCUGCAUUCUCAACAUCGCAAUUCCGACGAGCACCCGAGACUGAGGUAGACGAGGAACUAUCGGUUAAGCUCGAGAGUGAGCUUCAAUUCGAAGGCGAGAUGAAGGAGGCUGAGGAACUCCCCGCCAGCGUCAAAGACUUCCUCGAGAACAGCCCCUUCGAGCUGAAGGAUGUAGCUGGUAAGGAGGACGUUAGCUUGGUUCGAACAUUCGGCAACGAGACAAUCACAAUCACCUUCUCCAUCUCCGACCUCGCCAACUACAACCCCGACGAAUUCAACGAGGACGCCGCUCUAGGUGACGAAGAGCUCGACUCUCCCGACGGCAAAGUCCGCGGUUCACAAGGCGCUCCUGAGAAUGAGGACGAAGGCGAGUUCGACGAAGAAGCCGAACCGGGCGUUCCUAGCCGUCUAAACAUCGUGAUUGAGAAGGAGGGCAAAGGCGCCUUGAACAUUGAGGCGCAGGCACAAGAAGGUCACAUCAUCGUUGAGAACUUCUACUACUUCCAAGACCCGAAGCUAGCGCACAGCUCCACGGCUGAGCUUGCCCAUAGCGCCCAGGACGUGUACCCCGGCCCGCCCUUCGGCUCGCUCGACGAGGACCUCCAGCUCCUUAUGGAGAGAUACCUUGAGGAGCGCGGUGUGACUUCGGCUCUUGCGCUUUUUGUCCCGGAUUACAUAGAUAUUAAGGAGCAGCGCGAAUACCAGGCUUGGUUGAAGAACGUCAAGGACUUCGUCGAUGCUUAGAUGAGGAUAGGGUAAUGAGGGGAAGAUGAUUCAGGGAAGAAGCUAGCUAUCAUGAAGGAAAUGAAACGAGGAUCUCCACGACGAUGUAUUAUGAGGAAUUACCAGGUAACCGUCCUUGUGUAAAAACUUUCCACACUCCACAAUGUAUAAUAAAAAAAUGAAAAAUAAUGAUUAUGAAGCCCAUCG